UCAUCGUGUCACACCAGCGAAAAUCCCAGUGGAUGUUAUUCGUAUAGAUCUAUUUUGUUAAAUUCUAAACCCGAACCCUAGUCGGUUGAUCAUCAAAUGGCGACCGAAGAAGCAGUUGUUGUGGCGGUGGAGUCUGUUCCUGAUCUGCCGCUGGUGGUGGCGGCGGAUGAGGCGGCGGAGGUGGAGCAACCGGUGGCGAAGUCGAAGAAGGCGAAGGAGCCCAAAACAAGGAAGCCUAGGAGCCCUCCAUCUCAUCCCCCAUAUGUUGAGAUGGUUACCGAGGCAAUUGUGACAUUGAAGGAGAAAAAUGGAUCGAGUCAGUACGCGAUCACGAAGUUUGCAGAGGAAAAGCAUAAGAAUCUUCCGGCGAACUUCAAGAAAUUGUUGUUGUUCCAUUUGAAGAAGCUAGUUGCAUCUGGUAAACUUGUGAAGGUGAAAGGCUCGUUUAAGCUUCCUGCAACUCGGCCUUCUGUGCCGAAGCCUGUUGCUAGUGCUCCAGCGAAGAAGAAGCCGGCUCCAGCGAAGCCGAAGACUGUGAAAGUGACGAAGGAGAAGAAAAAAGCUCCGGCGAAGGCGAAGGCGAAGGCAGCUGUUCCGAAACCUAAACCUAAGCCUAAGCCUAAGCCAGCCGUGAAGGCUAAGUCAGCUCCCAAGGCCAAGCCGGCUGCGAAGCCGAAAACUGCUCCUGCCAAGGCAAAGGUAGUCGCGAAACCAAAAGCUGCGGCGAAGCCUAAAGCCGUGGCAAAGCCCAAGCCCAAGCCUAAGCCCAAGGAGAAGCCGGCUAAAGCUUCGAGGACGUCGACUAGGACAUCUCCUGGAAAGAGAGCUGCGGCUCCUAAGCCGAUGCCGAAGAAAGCCCCGGCUAAGAGCGUGAAGCCGAAGACAGUGAAAUCACCUGCAAAGAAAGUAACGGCGAGGAAGGGAAGGAAGUGAGUGUGCGAGGGGUUGUCCGUAAGGAUAGUCCUGUAAAUUCGUUAAUCUUUAUGGGUAUAUUCCCGUAAAAAUAGCGUCCGAUUUUUCUUUUUGCUCUUUUUGGUUUUUAGGGUUAAAUCAAAAGUAAAAGUGAGUGCUAGUUGUACUAUUAUUCAGUUCAAUCGAUUAUGAUAAGAAUCAGAGUUCUUCGUUUGAAUCCA
This is a messenger RNA of Camellia sinensis, 1133 nucleotides long. RefSeq lists its product as uncharacterized. Gene Ontology annotation, biological process: nucleosome assembly; negative regulation of DNA recombination; chromosome condensation. Lineage: Eukaryota; Viridiplantae; Streptophyta; Magnoliopsida; Ericales; Theaceae. The record is from RefSeq and is a predicted model, not a curated record. Gene Ontology annotation, cellular component: nucleus; nucleosome. Gene Ontology annotation, molecular function: nucleosomal DNA binding; double-stranded DNA binding; structural constituent of chromatin.